UAAUACAACAUCUCCUCCAUUCAAACAAUUUCAAAUUUCAAAACAACCUAACCAACAUAGAGAGAGAGGAAAGUAAUGGACAAAAAACAAACCCCGUUUUCCAUUUCUCAUGCAAACCCUAAUUUCGUUGACAUUCACGAAGUAGUUCUAGAAGAGGACGAGGAAGAGAAGGAAGAAGAAGAACAACAACAACACAACGCUCGGCCAACAAUGACAUCAGCUGAUGGGGUUGAGAAGCGGUUGAAGAAACACAACAACAGUAAUCGGCUACGGCCACCACCGCCACCGCCACCGCGAUCGACGGGGAGUUUUGGACGACAGAUGUCGCUGGAAACGGGUUUGAAUAGGGUUUCAAAAGGGAAGGGAAUUGAGAGAAUGGCUCUUCCCAGGAGUGGAAGAAGUUUUGGAGGGUUUGAUUCAACAAUAAUUGAAGGGAAGAAAGGUGAUUUUAGUAUGUUUAGAACAAAAUCAACUCUUAGUAAGCAAAACUCUCUAUUGCCAUUGAAGAAAGAUCAUCAAAUGGAUCAAAGUAGUGAAGGAAGGGAUGAAUCUGAGAAUAAAAGUGUUCCUGUUGGAAGAUAUUUUGCUGCUCUUAGAGGACCUGAACUUGAUCAAGUCAAGGACUACGAAGACAUUCUACUCCCUAAAGACGAAAAAUGGCCAUUCCUUCUCCGAUUCCCGAUCGGAUGCUAUGGUAUCUGCCUCGGUCUCAGCAGCCAGGCUGUGUUGUGGCGGGCUCUCUCAACGAGCCCCGCCACGGAGUUCCUUCACAUUUCCCCAUUCAUCAAUCUUGCCAUUUGGCUCUUGGCCACAGCUGCCCUUUGCUCAGUUACAUUUGCUUACGUUCUCAAAUGCAUCUUCUACUUUGAAGCUGUUAGAAGAGAGUAUUUCCACCCUGUUCGUGUUAACUUCUUCUUUGCUCCUUGGGUCGUCUGCAUGUUCCUUGCCAUCAGCGUCCCGCCCCGGUUUGUGUCCGGGCCGCUUCACCCUGCUGUUUGGUGUGCCUUCAUGGGCCCAUACUUCUUGCUCGAGCUUAAGAUUUACGGUCAAUGGCUAUCCGGUGGAAAACGUCGCCUUUGUAAGGUGGUGAACCCGUCGUCGCACUUGUCGGUGGUCGGGAACUUCGUAGGGGCUAUACUAGCAGCGAAAUGUGGAUGGUUGGAGGCAGCAAAGUUCUUAUGGUCAGUUGGGUUUGCACAUUAUUUAGUAGUGUUUGUGACACUUUAUCAAAGGCUGCCGACGAGUGAGGCAUUGCCAAAGGAACUGCAUCCUGUUUACUCAAUGUUCAUAGCUGCCCCUUCUGCAGCCAGCAUUGCUUGGCAGACCAUUUAUGAUGACUUUGAUGGCUUAUCAAGAACUUGCUUCUUCAUUGCUUUGUUUCUCUACAUUUCUCUUGUUGUUAGGAUCAACUUCUUCACUGGAUUCAGAUUUUCAGUAGCUUGGUGGUCUUACACAUUUCCAAUGACAACAGCUUCAGUAGCAACCAUAAAGUAUGCAGAGCAUGUCCCUACAGUUGUAAGUAAAGGUUUAGCACUUACCCUUUCUUUCAUGUCCUCUACUAUGGUGUCUCUUCUCUUUGUCUCCACUCUUCUUCAUGCUUUUUUUUGGAAGACACUGUUCCCCAAUGACCUGGCCAUUGCUAUCACAAAGAAGAGACUUAUCAAGGACAGAAGACCAUUCAAAAAGGCUUAUGACCUUAAACGCUGGACAAAGCAAGCUCUUACCAAACAUAACAACAAUAAAGAUGAUUUUGAUGCACAACAAACAUCAUAAUGAGCCAUUUUGAAACUCUUCCUCCUCCCUACACAAAUAUGCCUCAGCCAGUUCAUCAAUAUAUAUAAAUGUAUACACCAGUGUUUCCACGACUGGUUUAAUGAUUCGAAGAUUGAUUCUAGCAAGUUUUAAACACGAGUGUAACUGUGAAGAUGAAGCUGUGUAUCUAUAUUUUUUCAAGUUGCAAACAAUACAUUUACGAGGGGUACAAAGAAGGGGGGGAUGAGGGCUAUACAUAUUCAGAAAACUUGCAUACUUUUAUUUGGAUUUGGAUACAAGUUGGGGGAACAUAAGGAGUUGGGGGUUAGAUAAAUCUAGAGAAACAACUGUUUGACAACUUUUCCUGUACUAUUAUGGACUUCAAUUGAUUUCUAUGAAGAAAAAAUAGCUCGACAACCUUUUCUGUA
Molecule: messenger RNA, 2180 nt
Organism: Cucumis sativus (cucumber)
Lineage: Eukaryota; Viridiplantae; Streptophyta; Magnoliopsida; Cucurbitales; Cucurbitaceae
Product: guard cell S-type anion channel SLAC1
Exons: 4
Coding region: 76-1773 (565 amino acids)
Biological process (GO): stomatal closure; transmembrane transport; intracellular monoatomic ion homeostasis
Cellular component (GO): membrane
Molecular function (GO): voltage-gated monoatomic anion channel activity
Source: RefSeq, a predicted model, not a curated record